This is a messenger RNA of Zonotrichia albicollis (white-throated sparrow), 2412 nucleotides long. The record is from RefSeq and is a predicted model, not a curated record. Lineage: Eukaryota; Metazoa; Chordata; Aves; Passeriformes; Passerellidae.
GGAGCAGCGCCAUGGCUGCAGCGCUGGGUCUGGGGCUGCUCUUGGGGCUCCUGGGGGACCCGGGGGGCGCGACCAAAGUUCUCCACUCCCUGCAUUACCUGGAUGUGGCAGUGUCAGAGCCCAGCCCGGGGAUCCCCCAGUACAUGUCCAUGGGGUACCUGGAUGGGAUCCCCUUCACACGCUAUGACAGCGAGCGGGGCCGGGAGGAGCCACUGUCAGAGUGGGUAAAGGAUUCAGCUGAUCCAGAAUAUUGGGAGAGGAACACCCAGCUCAAUGUGAGGAACCAGUACAUCGAUGCCAGGAACCUGGAGACGCUGCGGGAGCGGUACAACCAGAGCGGGGGUCUCCACACAUUGUUGCGAGUUUAUGGCUGUGAGCUCCUGUCUGAUGGGAGCAUCGGUGGAUCCCAGCGGCACAGCUACGACGGGCGGGAUUUCAUCUCCUUUGACCUGGAAUCUGGGAGAUUCAUGGCAGCUGACAGCGCUGCUGAGAUCACCAGGAGGCGCUGGGAACAGGAAGGGGUGGCUGAGGCGAGGACGAAUUACCUGAAGCACGAAUGCCUUGAAUGGCUCCAGAGGCACGUCAGAUACGGGCAGAAGGAGCUGGAGCGCAAAGGUGGGAGCAGAAUUCCUGUGGGGAUUUGGGAUUUGGGGAUGGAGGACUUGGGAACACAGUACCGGUGCAGGGUGGAGCAUCCCGGAAUGCCGGAGCCCGGGAUCUUCGCUUGGGAGCGAACAUCUGGUGGGAAUCUCACUGUGGUGGUCGCUGUGUCCGUCAUCGCUGCCAUCCUCAUCCUCAUUGUCCUCAUUGGAUUCGGCAUCUGGAAGCUCCAAUCCGGGAGGAGAGACUGGAAGGGAUACAACCCGGCAGCCGGAAAGGACGUGGGAGCCAAUGGCUUGAGCACAGGAAUCAUCGCCUGAGUGACCCAUGGAGCUGGAUCUGGCCCCUUCCCUCUUCCCUGGAAAGCUGAGAGCUGCCAGCAGAGCUCAUCCUGCUGCAACCACCCACCCCACAGCUCUUGCUAACAGAUCCAUUUCCCAUUUUCAAAUGCUUUAAAGGCAAGAACCACAAAUAUUCACAAUGCUUCGCUUUUGGUGUGAAACUAUCCUGCUUUGGGCAAUAUAUCUGGGUUCCCUUCUCCAGUGUCUGACAGUUCAUCUCUGGGAGCCAGAAAUGGGAAUGGGGUCACUGGAGCAGGGAUGGGGACACCAGGAAUAGGAUGGGAACACCAGGAGCAGGAUGGGGAGAUCAGGACCUGGACUGGGACACCAGGAGCAGGAUGGGGACUUGCCAGCCACACCCGGCUCCAUCUCCCGGGAUUAAUUUCCCGCUCCGUGUCCCAUGUCUGAGGUGUCCCCAGAAGGGUUUGGCCACGUUGGGCUCCUGGAUGGGCAGUGGGAUGGGGGGAGGGGUCAGGCCAGGCCUUGUUGUUCCCAGAGGUCCUUGAGUGUCCCAAAAUCAGGAUCUCAGAGAGGUUCCCUGGCCAUGACCACGGCCAUGACACGAGCAUGAGAUGGCCGUGAGAAUGACCAUGAGUGACACAACCCUGAGAUGACCAUGUCCAUGGGAUGACCAUGACUGUGACCAUGACCAUGACACAACCACAACCCUGACCAUGAGAUGAUUUGGAUGAAGAGAUGACCGUGGGUUGGCCAUGGGAUAACUGUGGCCUUGAGGUGACCCUGACAUGAUCGUGGCCAUGAGAUGACCAUUACAGUGAGAUGACCCUUAGCAUGAGAUGAUGGUGAUCAGGAAAUGACCAUGACCAUCACUAUGAGAUGGCCAUGACCAUAAGAUGACCAUAAGAUGAUUAUGACAAUGGAAUGACCAUGAGAUGACUAUGACACCACCAUGGCCAUGAAAUUAUGAAGGCUUUGAGAUGACCAACACUAUGAACAUGACACAAUCUUGACCAAGAGGUGACCAUGAGAUGACCAUAAUCGUCUCACACCAUGGCUAUGUGGUGAUCAUGACCACGAAAUGAUCAUGACACAGCCAUGGCUGUGAGACAAUUGUAACCAUGAGGUGACUGUGAGAUGACCAUGAGAUGAUUGUGACCAUAAGGUGAUGGUGAUGACCAUAACUGUGGGGAACAAGCCUUACAGAAUAAGGACCUUUCCCACCUUUGUUCAAUCCUGUUCACUUCUGUUCACCAAAAGGCCCUCUGGGAAGGUUCAGCUGUGGGUUGAUGGCCAGAGAGUGGGUUGGUGGUUGCCUCAUGUGUGAGGCAGGGAUUGGCUGAGGAGAUGUGUGGACACCACAUGAUCAGAGAGCUGAUUGGGUAAAGGGACACAUCCAUAGCAACACUGCAGUGGCAGGCAGACAACGCGUGCUUAUUUUGGUUAAGUUUGGGGCAAGUUUUGAGUAUAAAAAAGAUCAGUUGGUUACAAUAAACAAACUUCUUUGAAACAA